Molecule: messenger RNA, 750 nt
Organism: Trichobilharzia szidati
Lineage: Eukaryota; Metazoa; Platyhelminthes; Trematoda; Strigeidida; Schistosomatidae
Source: the annotation of a GenBank genome assembly
AAGAUUCUCUAAAUAUGGGUAUCUGGUGUUUAGACAGCAAUCCACAACAGACUAGUAGCCUGUUAAGAUUUGCAUUGAACAAGUCGAAUAUUUGGCAUACACUGGGAAUUAUCUGUGUCAGUUAUGCAGAACCAUGGUCAAUAUUGAAGGAAUUAGAAUUAUGGUUACAAAUACUUGAAAAGCAUAUUGAACAUUUGAAAAUUGAUGCUGAAGAGAUUGAGAAUUUAAAAGCAAGUAUUGCUUACAAUUUUAAAAAAUUCAUCGAUCCAACAACCACUAAAGAUGAAGCAACAAAGUCUGCUGUUGUUGGUUUACAUCAUCAAAUGAGUCUACAGACGACAACUGUACUUAAAGAUCAUUAUGAAAAUACUCGAUGGUCUUAUGGACCAUUACACCCAAAACCGAUAGAUCGUGGUGAUGGUAUCGGUGAACCGUUCAGUCAGUGUCAACUACAACGACAACAACAGCAGUCUAUUGAUUACCAGCAAGAUAAGACUGGCGAAGGUAAAAAGAAUGAAGAUAUGGAGGAAUCAUUUGAAAAACAGGAAGAAGAAUCACAACACCGACAUCAGUCCAAUCAGUGGCUUAAAAAUGUCAUUAAACCUGGUGUUAUGGACAAGUUGCUAGCAAUCCCUAUAAUGAUUGUUAUUACAAAGAGUGAUAUCGCUGAUGCUCUUGAAAAAGAUUCUGGAUAUACAGAUGAACAAUUCGAUUUUAUUCUAUUUCACUUGAGAAAGUUGUGUCUAGAAU